AUGGGGGCUGAGAAGGAGAGAUUAGAAAUUUCAAGGCCUUUGUUGCUGCUACAGUUAUGGUCCUGGUCUCAUUUGCCACUUGGUCGCCCUAAAAAUAUUGUUGAGAAGCCAAAGGAAAGGGAGGAACCUGGAGAUGAGGAAGAUGAAGAAGUAGACUUGGAUUAUAACCCUGUAUUUGGAGCAAAGUGGUGUGCUCGACAUGAAUUUGAUGUUCCACAUAAUGCGGGUACCGAAUAUUAUCGAAAUCAGAUUGAUUUGAUUCGAGAAGGUGCUAUUGAAUGGCAACCAUAUGAAGACCUUCUGGAUGAGAUGCAUGUCGAAGUACAUGAUGGUACUAAUUGGUGGUUUGCUAGAGUACCACUCAUACAUUUUUGGAUUGUAGAGUUUCACUAUCCAAAUAGGGUGAUGCGGCAAUUCGGAUUAAGACAAGCCAUUCCACCUUCCCCUCCAGGCGGCGAGGUAGAGGUUCGCAAACUGCGAAAAAUUAAGCAUUCUGCAGGAAAACCGCAUAAUUGGGAAGAAGUCCAUGCCAAGUAUGUUCAAGAAUAUGUUGAAGAGUAUGAUCGUGUCCAAGUAGGAGUAGUGCCAGAGGAUAUUCCCUUUGAUGUAGCUAGUUUACCCGAUUACAGACAUUGGUUCCAGCAAUAUUGUAUGUACACAGUAUUCUUUGACUCUCAAUGCUUAGGAGGCCUAGAUAAACCUAUCCCAUAUCCUCGAUAUAGCAUCGAAUGGACCGGGUACAUGCCCAGCGGUCCACCAUUGGCUCGCAUUAGCCUACGUGAGAUAAAGAAUGCUGCAUGGGGGAUCAAAUGUGCUACUACCAGUGGGUGCAAGAAGAUAGGCAAAUCUAUAAUGAGGUCUUGUGUAUGA
This is a messenger RNA of Triticum dicoccoides, 870 nucleotides long. Its product is annotated as serine/threonine-protein phosphatase 7 long form homolog. The transcript is spliced from 3 exons. The record is from RefSeq and is a predicted model, not a curated record. Gene Ontology annotation, biological process: meristem maintenance; meristem development. NCBI's taxonomy places the organism in Eukaryota, Viridiplantae, Streptophyta, Magnoliopsida, Poales, Poaceae. The coding region runs from base 1 to 870 and encodes 289 amino acids.